UAGAGCGGCGUGCGCCUGGCGAGACAAAGGCGGCGGACCGGAGAGAGGGAGAAAGAGGUUAGACACAGAGAAAUUGUGAGGUCGUUACAACGAAAUGCAUAGAAAGGGUGCAAAUAGAUAGAUAGGAUGGUAGGAAGCUAAAAGCUUUGGAAAUCUGCAUGAGUUAGACCCAGCGAUUCCCCGGUCCUACUCGUGCGUUUUUGAGCUUUUCUCCAACGCCCCCCAAAUUACCCAGCUAGCCACUGAGCAUCCCUAGCUCAAGACAGAAAAGAAAGAAAGAAACGGAUAGAAGGAAAGGGUCGUGACGAGGAGGAAAAGUGAGUGAAAGCUUCCACUAAACAGAAGCUAGUUUAGGGAAUUGCUGAUAGCCGAUUGCCUUGUUAGCGAUCGAUUCAUUUGUUCAGCUCUUAGCCAGCUAAGUAUGUUAUUCUCAAACAAAGGCGACAACGUGACUAGCUAGCUAACAGGGUUGAGAGGGUUACCAUUAGCAAGCGAGCUAGUUAAAACAUAUCGACUCUUUCUGGUUGACAUUGUUUUCCUUUUUCGCUUGGCGAGGUAACUGAUUGAAAAGACAAAGAAAGCGCUAUUGGUCUUAAGUGGGAACGACUUAGCUUGCUAGCAAGCAAAGAUAGUGGCUUCUAAUUAUGACAGUUAUGGGAGGCAUUUGAAAGCUCUGCAAACUGCAAGAGGACAGGAUGAGAUCAAACAACAAACGGGACGAGGACAGGGAAGAGGGACUGGAAUAAAAAGUGACGGUACAUCAGAGAGGCAGUGUCCCGCAGCACAGGCGGAGCUGGCUAGCUAACUUUGUAUGCCUUUCAUCUGUGUCGGGACAGUGAACGUGUUUUGUGUUAAAACAUUUUUUUUUUGCAGAAAGAGCAGUGCGGGGUGGGGAGGGGAGUUCAGCAACACUGCGUCUCGAGUCUAAUGUUUAAACUCGGGGACUAUGCCUAGCCCCCUGUUUCACCUAGAGAUGAUGGAGCACGAGAUGGUGAACGGACAGCACAAUGGGGUCAGCUUGCCCGGGGAUACGGACGCGGAAUCGCGGGACGAGGAACACCAGGAGGCGCUCCGCUUUGCAUUCGACCAGCUGUCUCUCAUGGCUGUUGAGAAGGGGGACUGUGUUACCGGAGGAGCGCUGGUCGACCCCCUAGACGCCCCGAACUCCAUCUCCGAGACCUGCAAUGGCGUGGGAGGGGGCUACGUUGGCUUGCAAAUGCUCGAGCAUCCCAAUGGCUCUCUCGGAUCCCCGACAUCCUGCUCCCCGUCCCCGGAGUACUACGGCUCGGGGGGAUACCACAUGGCCGGCCCGCACUCGCACUCCUCCAUGCUGGGGGAACCGAACUCGGCGCUCUGCAGUAGGAAGCGGAGCGUCAACAUGACCGAAUGUGUGCCCGUGCCCAGCUCGGAGCAUGUUGCAGAAAUUGUGGGAAGACAAGGCUGUAAGAUCAAGGCCCUGCGGGCGAAGACUAACACCUACAUAAAGACGCCGGUGCGAGGAGAGGACCCGGUGUUCAUCGUGACUGGCCGAAGGGAGGACGUGGAGAUGGCCAAGCGGGAGAUCCUGUCAGCGGCCGAGCACUUCUCCAUGAUCCGGGCGUCCCGCUGCAAGGCCGGGGGCGCGGGGGCGGGGCCGGGGGGCGGCGGAAACCUCCCGGGACCCCCUCACCUGCCGGGGCAGACCACCAUCCAGGUGCGGGUGCCGUACCGGGUGGUGGGGCUGGUGGUGGGACCCAAGGGCGCCACCAUCAAGCGCAUCCAGCAGCAGACGCACACUUACAUCGUGACGCCAAGCCGCGAGAAGGACCCGGUGUUCGAGGUGACGGGCAUGCCGGAGAACGUGGACCGCGCCCGUGAGGAGAUCGAGACGCACAUCACGCUGCGCACCGGCGCCUUCGUCGACCUGCAGGGCGACAACGACUUCCACAGCAACGGCACCGACGUCAGCCUGGAGGGGCUUGGCUCGCUGGGGCUGGGCGGGGCGCUGUGGUCCAGGGGGGGCCACCCGGCCUCGUCCUCAGCCCUCCCCCUCGCCCUGCGCCACUCGGGCCGCAAGAUGGCGCCGGCGUCUUUCCACAAUGGCGGCGUGAGCUCGGAGCCGCAGGAGAGCGGCAGCCCCACCAGCCCCUUCAGCACGGGCAGCGGCGGUGGCGCCGGCUUCUCCUUCAGCGGCGACUCGGCGCCCUGCCUGCCCGCGCCGCCGGCAGACGACCUCGGGUUCGAAUUCAGCAGCCCCAACAUCUGGGGUCCCUUUGUGAACGGCCAGCAGCAGCAGCAGCAGCAACCGCCGCAGCAGCGGCGCAACAGCAGCGUGGUCAGUGGGGGCGUGGCCACGCCCCGCCUGUCGCCCACCCUCCCGUCAGAUCCCGCCCUGGAACACCCGCUGGCCCGCCGCGCUCAGAGCGACCCGCUCAGCGCCCUCUCCUGGCUGCAGGCAGGCAGCGCCUCCUUCUCGGGGGGCAGCGGCGGCAGCAGCAGCAGCGGGGGCAGCACCACGGGCUACUCCUCCUGCUCCGCCUCCUCACUGCCUGGGGGGUCUCCCACCGACUCAGAGGGUGGUGGCAGCGGGGUCGGGGUGAGCGCCGGCGUGCUGAGCCGCUUCAAGGCGGCCGGCCUGGCGGGGGCGCCAGUGGGCGCCAGUAGGGACUGCUACGUGUGCUUCGAGAGCGAGGUGACGGCCGCCCUCGUGCCCUGCGGCCACAACCUCUUCUGCAUGGACUGCGCCGGCCAGAUCUGCCAGUCCUCCGAGCCCGAGUGCCCUGUCUGCCAUACCGUGGCCACGCAGUGCAUCCGCAUCUUCUCAUAAUGCCCCCCCCCCCCCUACCGAAAACCGCAGGAGUGCCCGGGCGGCGAGACCCGGGGAGCAAAGUUUCAAAGACCCGAACUUCAGUUUCCUGUUCUCCGAACGACAGCUGCACUACGCUGACUGUGAAGAAACGGACGGGGAGCCACCGAGCUGUAUUCACGGGAGCGACAGUAAUAACCACAUGAGAGAG
Megalops cyprinoides (Indo-Pacific tarpon) is the source of this 2996-nucleotide messenger RNA. RefSeq names its product RNA-binding protein MEX3B-like. The coding region runs from base 947 to 2806 and encodes 619 amino acids. Lineage: Eukaryota; Metazoa; Chordata; Actinopteri; Elopiformes; Megalopidae. Gene Ontology annotation, molecular function: RNA binding. The record is from RefSeq and is a predicted model, not a curated record. The transcript is spliced from 2 exons.